This is a messenger RNA of Leucoraja erinaceus (little skate), 1587 nucleotides long. RefSeq names its product lecithin-cholesterol acyltransferase (gene lcat). Gene Ontology annotation, biological process: lipid metabolic process. The record is from RefSeq and is a predicted model, not a curated record. Gene Ontology annotation, molecular function: phosphatidylcholine-sterol O-acyltransferase activity. NCBI's taxonomy places the organism in Eukaryota, Metazoa, Chordata, Chondrichthyes, Rajiformes, Rajidae. The transcript has 6 exons. Bases 95 to 1405 code for a protein of 436 amino acids.
AGUUUGAACUAUCGUACUCGCAAACGGCAGGACUUUGAAAGCCCUGCUCGUUCUCUGUCAGCUCCUGUGGGACUGAGAGGCAACACACAAAACAAUGAGCGACCACUCUCCGCCAGGUUUUGUCCUCUCCCUGAUCUUGGUGGCCCUUUUUAUCCCGCCUACAGCCACAAACUUUACAUUACCCUGGUUCAUCAAUGUUUUGUUUCCACCAGUGGGUCCAGAAGAUGUAAACGCCGUGCAGUAUGAUGUGCCACCCCUGAUCAUCGUGCCUGGUCACACGGGGAACCGCCUGGAGGCGAAGCUGAACAAACCAGCCGUGGUGCACUGGCUAUGCGUGAGGAACACCAAGAAGUACUUCACACUGUGGCUCAACCUCAACACAUUCCUGCCCAUUGGAAUUGACUGCUGGGUAGACAACAUGAGACUUGUCUACAACAGGACAACAGGCAGGAAUUCCAAUGCACCCGGGGUUACGACCCACGUUCCUGGUUUUGGGAAGACCUAUUCGGUGGAAUAUCUGGAUACACUGAAGCUAACAGGUUAUUUUCACACGUUGGUGCAGUUCUUGGUAAACAUGGGCUACACUCGUGACGAGACUGUUCGAGCGGCCCCCUAUGACUGGAGAAUGGCAGCGUAUGAGCAGGAGGAAUAUUUCGACAAACUGAAGAAGCUGAUCGAGGAAAUGCGGGUGACCUACGGGAAGCCGGUCUACCUGUUGGGCCACAGUAUGGGGAACCUGUACAUCUUGCACUUCCUCAAGCAGCAGCCUCAAGAAUGGAAGGACGAGUUUGUUCAGGCGGUCAUCUCACUGGGAGCCCCAUGGGGCGGCACCGUCAAAUCCCUCGCUGUGCUCGCUUCAGGGGACAACUACGGCCUGGCGCUUGACCCCCUGAAGGUGCGGGAGCAGCAACGCACAACGUCAAGCAACCCCUGGCUGCUUCCCUCAAGACGUGCAUGGCCAGAAGAUCACAUCUUCAUCUCCACACCCACGUACAACUACACCUACAAUGACUACAGAUUGUUCUUCACUGACAUCGGGUAUGAAGACGGCUGGCACAAGUGGCAAAACGGAAAAGAUCUUCUAUCUGACCUGCCUCCACCAGGGGUAGAAGUUUACUGCCUGUACGGAGCAGGUUUGCCGACACCGGUGACUUACGUAUACGAUGAAGGCUUCCCCUCCAGCCAGCCAGUGAAGAUUGUUUAUCAGACUGGUGACAAUACCGUCAGCAAGAACAGCUUGUCACUGUGCAGAGAGUGGAAGGACCAGCAAAAGGAGAAGGUUCAUGUUAUAGAAUUGCCCGGCACUCUCCAUUUAGACCAGAUUUAUGAGGUCCACGCUUUAGAAAACAUUAAAAAUAUAUUGCUGCGAAAUCAUUCCCAGAGACAGACCGAUUCCAGGAGGUAGAUACGUUUUCUCUUGAGAUAGGUCGUUCCGAUUCACACACUACAAGCCUUCGGAUUCAGACUGCAAGCAAUUUCCCUGAGAGUGGACAAAGGCCCUUACAUGGAGUAAUCAUAGUUUUACUUCUAUCCUAAGCUGUUUAUGCACUGGAAUUUUGAAAUUAUUAAAGGUCGUGUUGAUUUAAA